This is a messenger RNA of Paramacrobiotus metropolitanus, 1995 nucleotides long. RefSeq names its product kelch-like protein 5. The transcript is spliced from 7 exons. Lineage: Eukaryota; Metazoa; Tardigrada; Eutardigrada; Parachela; Macrobiotidae. Gene Ontology annotation, molecular function: protein binding. Bases 15 to 1817 code for a protein of 600 amino acids. The record is from RefSeq and is a predicted model, not a curated record.
GUGUCUAAACUUACAUGGCUCCCAGUGCGAAUACACCGUACGAAAUGUCUGAUACCAGUAGGGAUAUUAUUCCCGUAAAAAGAGUAUCUGCCCUACGCUUGCGAAUGGACGCAGCCGUCUUUGCACAAGAAAUCCAGGAUAUGCGCACCAGCACAGUACUCUGUGAUGUGGUUCUGAAAGGAAGCGAGCGUUGGGCGGAAGGUAUACGCUGUCAUCGUUUGGUACUUUGCGCACAUAGUGUGUAUUUCCGGGCAAUGUUUACCGUCGGUUUACGUGAAUGCCAUCAAGAAGAAGUGCAACUGCAGAAUAUACCGAGCGAUAUCUUGAAAAGUUUGAUCAAUUACUGUUACUCAUCCGAAAUUUCUACUGAUGAAGACAACGUUGAGUUGAUGCUAACGACUGCUCUUUUCCUGGUAAUCCCGCCGAUUGCCGAAAGAUGUUGGCAGUUCUUGGAGCGUCGACUGGACGAGACAAACUGCUUAAAAUUGUACAACUUGCCCCAGUGCGAAAUGCACCAACCAAAACUGGCUGAAAACGUCAAGGCAAUGAUGUUGCGUCAUUUUCAGACCAUUUGUCAUUCUCCAGCCUUUUUGGAGUUAAACAAAGAUAAGGUAACUGAACUGAUAAGCUCGGAUGAUUUGUACGUUGACCGCGAAGAAGAGGCUCUCCACGCGGUCAUUCGCUGGCUCGACCAUGAUAUUCCAAAUCGGCGUCCACAUUUUUACGAAAUUAUACAACACAUUCGCCAGGCAUUUUUGAGUCCCGCUUAUUUGCAUGCUCAUCUGGUUGCGUUCCUAAACGCGGUUAAGGACAGUCCUGUGCAUGAAAAGCUACAUGUUGAAAGUUAUCUGCACGAAAUUCCGAACCGCACAGAGGAAGCGAUUUUGUCGCAAAACCGCUCACGAAAGUUUUACGGUAUGACAAAGGUCAUUGUGUGUGUUGGAGGUGAAGCUAUAAGCGGCGGCAGUGCUCUGGACUGUGUUGACUGUUUCGAGCCGGCCAAUUUGAUUUGGUCCGUUUGGAAAAGACUGUCAUACAAAGUGUACGGUGCCGGUCUUGUGAACGUCGACGACCAGUACCUGUUUCUGUGUGGCGGAUACAAUCCGUUAAAUGGCCGCUACAUGAAACGCGUAUCCCGAUACAAUCCAAAUCUCGACAAAUGGGAUGAAAUGGCGGAUCUUCAGACCGAACGGGUUCAUCCUGGCGUGGCCGUAUUGAAUGGCUAUGUUUACGCACUUGGUGGGCGUGGCGGCAAUCGUGAAACGAUACAAACCAUGGAGCGCUACGACCCAGCAACCAAUCAGUGGCAGUACGUGGCGAGUUUGCCGAUAUCGUUGUCGCGUUUUGCCGCUGUAGCUUGCAAGGGUCGCUUGUACACGUUUGGAGGUUUUACGUCAGCCGGUAUCGCGACCAAUUCUUCCUUUUGUUAUGAUACUAGUACGGAUUCCUGGUCCGAAGUGGCCAGGAUACCUACGCCGCGAUAUUUCUGCUCGGCGUGUGUUGGACCAAGCGGUCUGAUCUAUGUUAUUGGUGGCACUAAUGCUUUUCCGGUACAAAAUAAUCUGUCAUGUGUCGAAGCGUACGAUGUAUGUGCAGACGCAUGGCUGGCAAAUACUAGCAUGAACAAACGAAGACGGGUAGCGGGAACAGUGUGUGUAGAUGGAAAGAUCUACGCUUUGGGAGGUUUUGAUGAUGGUUAUGAUAACUCCAUGGAAAUAUACGAAGAGAAGACCGAUACGUGGAGUAUACAAGAAACUAGGAUGCUUAGUGCCCGUAGUGCAUUCGGAUGUGUAGCAAUACGUGUAAAAAAAGGGUGAACUGACCAUAGACAGCGCUCAAGCGCUAAAAUGAGGAGCAGACAACGAAUGCGCAAUACAAUCUGCGCCGAUACGGUUAUUCUGGAGAUCUGUUUUUUACCAAAUACUGCGGUAAUUCCUGUUCGUCUUUUAUUUAAAUUGUGUACAGACUGAUCUCAUAAUAAUAUUAUCAGGCAUC